AGCCCACGACUCCCCUGUAAAGCAAACUUCUCUCUCUCUCUCACACACACACACACACACACACACACGGCGGUUCCAGAAGAAAAGCUUCGAUCUCCGGUGACUGCUGAAAGGACAACUUCAAAUUUUCUACGUACUGGAACGCUUCAAAGUGCUGAAACAAGUGGAAUUUUAACAUGUCAGCACUCUUCAAUUUCCAUUCUUUCCUCACGGUAGUUUUGUUGGGCAUCUGUGCAUGCACGUAUGUAAAGAUUCAGUUUCCAGCUCUUCUUGAACAGAGAACAGGGUUUCGAGGUGUCUUCUGGAAAGCUGCUAGAAUAGGUGAGAGAUUGAGUCCUUGGGUGGCUGUGGGAUGCUUCACUAUGGGAGUUUCUAUAAUCUUCUUCUGAUAUGGAUCAAUUUACAUCAAAAGUAGGCUCCGUUUUACGAUCUUUAAUUUGUUGUUAUAAUAACUUUUCUCGUAUAUUUUGAAAGUUUAAUUGAAGGAUAAUUGGUUGAAUUCCACGACUACCAUCUUUGGUUAUGGAUUUUGUACUAUUGAUGUGGGAUUCCUGUUACUUGAAUUGCCUUACAUAGGGAGAAAAAAAAUUACACUUCUGUUUGCGCUCGUGCAAUUUGUAUUUUCCGAACAUCAAGAUUCGUUUUAUAUUUUCGAACAUCA
Erythranthe guttata (spotted monkey flower) is the source of this 661-nucleotide messenger RNA. RefSeq lists its product as uncharacterized. The record is from RefSeq and is a predicted model, not a curated record. Lineage: Eukaryota; Viridiplantae; Streptophyta; Magnoliopsida; Lamiales; Phrymaceae.